This is a messenger RNA of Grosmannia clavigera kw1407, 4842 nucleotides long. Its product is annotated as fungal transcriptional regulatory protein. Gene Ontology annotation, cellular component: cytoplasmic vesicle; phagophore assembly site; TRAPPIII protein complex. Gene Ontology annotation, molecular function: zinc ion binding; DNA-binding transcription factor activity, RNA polymerase II-specific. The record is from RefSeq and is a predicted model, not a curated record. NCBI's taxonomy places the organism in Eukaryota, Fungi, Ascomycota, Sordariomycetes, Ophiostomatales, Ophiostomataceae. The transcript has 4 exons. Bases 1 to 4842 code for a protein of 1613 amino acids. Gene Ontology annotation, biological process: protein localization to phagophore assembly site; regulation of DNA-templated transcription; endoplasmic reticulum to Golgi vesicle-mediated transport.
AUGCCGAAUCCAGUGGCACGCAUCCCAACACAAUCGCCAGUCCACGCACCGGCAGCGGCGCAGUAUUCCUGUCUGCUCUGCAAGCAGCGGAAAGUGCGCUGUGACCGGAAGAUGCCGUGUUCAGCGUGUGUGCAGUGGAAGGCCGAGUGUGUCCGGACGACUCGGGCACCUUAUACGCAUAGAAAACGCCAGCGGCAAAGCGGGACUCCAGGGGAGAUCCGAAGAGAGUCUACAGAGCAGCCAGCGUCUUCAUCUGCACAGGCAGCUGGCCAACCACACGUGCCGGUGCUUGGCGAGUACGGAGGUCCCGUGCUGGCAGAUCCAUCAGGUCUUCUAUUUGGCGGGAUAGUGGCCGACAUUGAGCUCGAGAGUGCUCACCCACAGCCGGUGCAGACUUUUGUGCUCUGGCAGACGUUUCUCCAAAACGUGAACCCCCUGUCCAAGGUGAUCUACGCUCCCCAGGUGCAAGACUUGGUUGUGCAGGCCGCCGCAGACUUUACGGCCGUGCUGGUGCAGACGGUUCCGCUCUUGUUCGCGCUGUAUGCAGCUGCUGUGGCAUCCUGGAGCGAGGCUGAGUGCCGGGCCAAGAUGGGCGAGCCGAAGCAGGCGCUCCUGCAGCGAUACCUGGCAAGCACGCAGCAGGCACUCACAGCCGCAGGCUAUCUGCACACCAACAGUCUCGUGCUCCUCCAGGACUACACCAUUUACCUUUUGGCCGCUCGCCAGGUCUUUGACGCCAGUUCGAUGUGGAUCUUGACGGGAAUCGGCCUGCGCAUGGGGUCACGACUGCUGACGACGACGCCGAACGCAGCAAACGGGUCGGCCUUGUUCGAGACAGAGAUGCGGCGACGGGUCUUCUGGCAGAUGCUGCUGAUCGACGGCCGGGCCGCACAGCUCUCGGGCCAGGGGCUGCAAUUUGUGGACGUGCCGGCGGUGCCACUGCCAGCGAAUCUGAACGACAGCGACAUUAGCCCGCAGAUGGCGGUCAUGCCACCGGCAGUGACGGACCGGGCGACCGAGAUGCUGUUCUGUCUCAUGCGCUACGAACUCUGCCAGUUUCUGCUGACCCACGGCCGGGAGUUGCACGACCCAAAAACGCCGAUGGCACGGCGUGACAGACUCAUCGACAACCUGGCGGCGAUGUACGAGAGCGCGUACCUGGGACAUGUCGACGCGGCGCUGCCAAUGCACCGGAUCGCGGCGACUAGCACGAGCGCGAUGCUGGCCAAGAUGCGCCUCACUGCCCACCACCCGAGCCGGCGGCCAUCGAUGCCGCAGGCCGAACACGACACGCUCUUUGCCACGGCCGUUAGAAUGGUGGAGACGCUCCUACGUGGGUUGGAUGACGAGAGCGUGGCGCCGUUCCGCUGGCACGCGGACAUGUGCUUGCAGCUGGACGCGGUCAUCUUCUUACUGAUCGAGUCCCAGAGCCAGGCGCCCGAGGGCACGCUGGUCGACACGACCUGGCAGCUCGUCGCGGACGCGUUCCGCCAUCGGCCCAGUCUGGCCAGCGGCACGGACGAGAUAAGCAGGGCGGUGCGGCAGCUGGUGCUGCGGGCGUGGGAAGCCCGCGAGCGGAGCGCAUGCAAAGGCGGACUGAAAGUGCCGAAUUCGACAACACUGAUUGCAGAUCUGCGGGCACAGGCGCAAAAGACUAGCAUCGCCAGUGCAGAGGAAGAUAUUGGGGCAGAGCCAAACAGUAGCCUGGACAGGUCCUAUGCAGACGAUUGGGAGUCCUGGGAUUACUGGAACACGUUGCUGCAAGGCGAGACGGUUGUAUCGAGCCUUUUUCUGCUCUUCUACGCAUACGACAGCGACGACAGCGACGACAGUGACGACGCAGACGGAACGGACGACACGGACGAUAAGAGAAGCAAUCGACAUUCUGCUCUCGCAUUCCCCAGCACGCUCUUCAGAUCGGGGCCUUUCCCAUCGGCUCUAACACGCAGUCUUGAUGCCGAACCCAGACGAUGUGGCCUCGCCGACGCAGUCGAUCCAGUCGAUCCAGUCGCUGCCGGCAGCGGCGACGGCGAUGAGGCUGCCGAAGCACCGCCACGGCUCACUCGACAACGAUCCGCCGACCGGAGCAGCGCACCAGAUGCACCAUCACCACCGUGCGCCACGGCCGAUGCCGCUCUCGCAUUCGGAGGCCAGCCUUCCGAUCCGGCGGCCAACACCGACGACAGCAUCGCUGUAUGCGUCGACGUUAUCGCCGCCGGGAUCGCGGUCGAUGUCACCGGUGGGCCGCGUCAGCUCGCCGGCAGCGCGACCGUCAUCGAUGGCGGCAUCUAUGCUGGGCACCGGAGCAACAGCGUCAGCACGGUGAACACGGUGAGCACGGUGACGGGGGCGGCUCCGCCGAUCGGGGCGCCGUUCUCGCGGUCUCUGCUGGAGAGUCCGGCGGCCGAGAGCGCGGGCGAGCCGCUGUCGCUGCUGCUCAAGGCAUUUGUGCCGCACGUGGCGGUGUACUCGUCGCGCGACACGGACGCGCUGCUGCGCGAGAAGGGCUUCAGCCGUGGGCUGUGCGAGCUAUUGCAGCCGUUUGGCGAGCAGGUGCAGGGCCGCGUGAUGGUGCGCGACAGCAACGGGACGACGCGGCCGCGCGACGACUUUGCCGUGCGCUUCGUGCCGUUUGGCGACAACAUCGAGACGCCGCAGCCGGUGCACGGCGUAGUCAAGGCGUCGGUGACGGCGCCGUCGCUGCCGUUGUUUGGGGCCCUGCGGCGGGGCGGCAGUCUCCGCGCAUCAGCAGCAGACGGAGGAGGUGGUGAUGCGGCCGAGACACCGGCAGCGGCAGCAAGAGCACGCAUGAACAGCCGGUCGGCCAGCAAUGCGGCCGAGUCGCGAAUCCCGCUGGUCGAGGCCGUGGUCGAGCAGCACCUCCGGUUCGCAGAACAGUCCUUUCUGGGAGGGCUUCAACAGCCAACAACGUCCAUGGCUAAACAGCAGCAGCAGCAGCAGCAGCAGCAGCAACAACAACAACAGUCACAACAAACGCAGCAGUCACAACAACAACACGACCUGGAGCUCGACGCCGAGACCACGUCGCCCUACUACUCGCUAUACCUGCGGCGACUGCUCUCAGGGCUGCCGGUGGCGUGCCACGAGACGUUUGCACACCCGGUGGCUUGUGUGAUCGCGAUCAGCUCGCGCAACUCGUCGCCAAUCCAGACGUUCCAGGAGCUGUACCGCGACAUCAGCCAGGGCGAGAGGCAGCUGCCGCCGUGGGUGGACGGCGACUUUCUGCGGUACUACGUGCUCGUGCACGAUGAAGAGCGCGGCGAUAUUGUGCAGUCGAUGGCGCUGUUUGAGAAGAUGAAGCGCAGCCUGGGGCUGCACUGCCAUCUGCUACGGAUCCGGAGUAUACAGAGCGCAGAGACAGACGACGACAGCGUUCUGCUGCCGCGCAGCGACUGGAUGACAGCAGCCGAGGAGUAUGCCGACUUGGAGCGAAGCGAGCGAUGGGAGUGGGACCGGAAAGGCGAGAGGGAGGAGGCGGAUGGGGGCGAGGGCGAGGGCAAGGGAGAAUAUGGCGAGUACGACGACGAGGACGACUACGCAAGCCCGACGCGAUACAUUUUCGAGUCAGACGCAGCAGCAGUCCGAACGUUUGUGCGCGAGCUGGUGACGCAAUCAAUCAUCCCGACGAUGGAGCGCAGCGUUUCGGUGUGGAACGACCAGGUGGCAUCGAAGCGACGGGGACUAAGCGGACGGUUUAUCAGCCUGUCGAAGCGAUGGGCCGGUUUUGGCAGCAGCAGCAGCAGCAGCAGCAGCAACGGGAACAGCGGCAGCGGCGGGUCACGACACGGAGCCAGCGGCAGCGGAGGAGGAUCGAGCUACAACGGACAACAGGGAUACUACGCAGCCGAGGCGUCAGAGGCGGUGAUGCGGAAGCUGGCGGACUACGCCUUUAUGCUGCGAGACUGGAAGUUGGCGAUGUCGACAUACGACAUUCUGCGGGCGGAUUUUGCCAAUGACAAGGCGUGGAAAUACCACGCAGCCGCACACGAGAUGUGCGGGUUGGCGCUGCUGAUCCUGGCGCCGGCAGCAUCGUCGCGCACGAAGCUGGAGACGGUCGACAGCAUGCUGGAGCAGGCGUACUACUCGUACCACACGCGCUGUGGCAACGCAUACGGGGCGCUUCGGAGCGUAACCUUGGGGCUGGAGCUGCUGCGGCUGCGCGGCGGUGCGGCAGCAGUAGGCGACGCCGUGCGCUGGGGCAUGCGGCUGCUAGAGGCGCGACUGGCCGGCGCGGUGGGUGAUGCGCUGCUGCGGGAGCGCGUGGCGGCCUGCUGCAGUGCCCGGCCGGCCGUCGGGGCUGGACCGCUGACGGCCUGGGGCAGCUGGCGGCGCAAGGCGGCCUUCUGGCACGUGCUGGCGGCCGAGACAUGGGUGGCUCAGGGCAAGUACAUCCAGGCACAGCGCUGUCUGAACGAGGCCCGGCGGGCGUACUCGCUGCUGCACUGUGACGACGGCAUCGGCGGGUUCGCGCUCGCGAGCGGGCUCAUGACCGGACUGCAGAGGCGGCUGAAGCAGGGGCUGGCAGCCGGGGGAAGAGGGCCGGCCGGAGGUGCAGGAGGCGGUGCAGAACCGACAGAGCCGGCAGAACAGUCGGGGACAGGCGCAGAAGCAGACGCGUCGACACCACAGGCAGACGAGGAGGUGCAGUUGAUGGCUGAUGCACGGGCCGAGAAGAUGGCUAAACGACGGUCACGUGCAAACAGCCUUUUGGGCGGCGGUGGAGUCCAGUCGGCCUUGGAGACGGCCCCACUACGGAGUCUGGCCGUGGCGAUAGAACAGGGAGAUCCAGACCUGUUGGAUGGAGGGUUUGGAAAGGUGUAG